This is a messenger RNA of Nilaparvata lugens (brown planthopper), 5772 nucleotides long. It is a transcript of the gene Pak, whose product is annotated as serine/threonine-protein kinase PAK 3. Gene Ontology annotation, biological process: regulation of MAPK cascade; regulation of axonogenesis; intracellular signal transduction. The transcript has 10 exons. NCBI's taxonomy places the organism in Eukaryota, Metazoa, Arthropoda, Insecta, Hemiptera, Delphacidae. The record is from RefSeq and is a predicted model, not a curated record. Gene Ontology annotation, cellular component: cytoplasm. Bases 250 to 2073 code for a protein of 607 amino acids. Gene Ontology annotation, molecular function: protein serine/threonine kinase activity; ATP binding.
CCAAUGUAAUGGCGAAUGGUCGAUGAAUAUGGCGCUGUCGAAUGCAUUUCAGCAGGAGACAAAGAAUCUUGAUUUUGAGUUUUUUUAAUUUUGUGUGAAUGUAGGAAUAUUUUCCUGGUGUGUGCGUCAUCACAAAAAUGCCUAGAAGUGUUUAGCAUAGGUUAAAAAUUAGUUCAUUUCAAUAAGGUUGCUUUGGAAAUUGUCAAAAUUGGUUUUCAUUGUAAGAAUUCCUACGAAGUGACAGUAAUCAUGUCUGAUGAUGAAGACAAACCCCCUGCUCCACCAGUCCGUUUAACAAGCAACAGGGGUGACACAACCCCUAACCUGCCGGUCGACAUGCGUCCCCUGCCGAAAGAACCGGACAGUGAUGAAAGAAAGAAGAAAGCUGGCAAAAAUAAAACCCGGUCGAAAGGCCGGGAGUCGGAGAAACCCAACAUAUCCUACCCCACCAAUUUCGAACACACGGUGCACGUUGGCUUCGACGCGGUCACCGGCGAGUUCACUGGUAUGCCAGAGGCCUGGGCCCAACUUCUUAUGCAAUCAAACAUCAGUAAAUUGGAGCAGAAGAAAAAUCCUCAGGCCGUGCUUGACGUUCUCAACUGGUUCGAUACUUCCAGCAAAGAAGUUAAAGGAUCUAAGUACAUGACUACCACAAAGAUGGUCGCCGCUGUGGACACAGCCCUCUCGCCCCGCCCCUCACUCCGCCACCACCCGCACCCCCAACAGGUGCACCCGGCGACGCAUGCGCAGCAGCACACGACUGCUCACUCGUCGCACUCGUCCCACAGCCAGCUGUCCUCCUCACACUCGUCACCCUCGUCCACGACCACACCCGACACCGACUCACAUCAGCCGGUCACCGGCGGCACGGGCUCCAGUGCUAGCGGGGAAGUGGACACCGAUGAGAUGCUGGGAGGUUCGGCGACGCUGCCUACGCCGCCGCCGGUCGCCAGUCGGCCUGAGCGUACAAAGUCUAUUUACACGAAACCAGUAGAGGACACCGUAACGAGCCCGCCGACAGUGCCACCGGUGCCCGCCGCGCGUACCACCAACGGCCUCAGUCCGGGCACCACCCUCGACAAGAACAAGAACCACAACGUGGUGACCAACGCCAAUGCUAACGCUAACUGCACCACCACCAACACCACGCCGACCACCACCAGUCGCAAGAAGAAGCUCAGUGACGACGAGAUCAUCGAGCGGCUGCGGACCAUUGUCAGCGUCGGCGACCCCAACCGCAAGUACACCAAGAUGGAGAAGAUCGGCCAGGGGGCGUCAGGCACCGUCUACACAGCGAUCGAAGCAUCAACCGGCAUGGAGGUGGCCAUCAAACAGAUGAACCUAUCGGCGCAACCCAAGAAGGAGUUGAUCAUCAACGAGAUCCUGGUGAUGCGAGAGAACAAGCACCCCAACGUGGUCAACUACCUGGACAGCUACCUGGUGGCCGAGGAGCUGUGGGUGGUGAUGGAGUACCUGCCUGGAGGGUCACUCACCGACGUCGUCACAGAGACCUGUAUGGACGAGGGACAGAUUGCGUCCGUCUGUCGCGAAGUGCUGCAGGCGUUGGAGUUUCUGCAUUGUAAUCAGGUGAUCCACCGCGACAUCAAAUCGGACAACAUUCUGUUGGGACUGGACGGCAGCGUGAAGCUGACCGACUUUGGCUUCUGCGCGCAGAUCUCGCCCGAGCAGUCGAAACGCACCACAAUGGUGGGCACCCCCUACUGGAUGGCGCCCGAGGUGGUCACUCGCAAGCAGUAUGGGCCCAAGGUGGACAUCUGGUCGCUGGGCAUCAUGGCCAUCGAGAUGAUUGAGGGCGAGCCGCCUUAUUUGAACGAGAAUCCGCUCAGGGCGUUGUACUUAAUAGCGACGAACGGCAAGCCGGAAAUAAAGGAGAAGGAGAAGCUGUCGCAGAUCUUCCAAGACUUCCUUGAUCAGUGCCUAGAGGUUGACGUCGACCUCAGAGCUGGAGCCAGCGAAUUGCUCAAGCAUCCGUUCCUGAAGCUAGCACGACCGCUAGCCAGCCUGACCCCAUUGAUAAUGGCUGCGAAGGAAGCAGCCAAGACAAUGCACUGACAAGCUGGGCGCUCGCAGCAGAGACGACGCGGUUCGUGAUCGCAGCGCCAACGGUGGCCGAAACUCGAACUAAUAUCGCUGUUGCUGCUAGAAAGAGUACUGUGACACGUGUGUGAGUGUGUGUGCUAGAAAGAGUACACGGUAUAAAGUAUUUAUAGUGAUGAAACUGGAGGAUUGUUUUCGAUGUAUCGCUUUCACAGAUAGGGGAGGCUUAUCAAAACGUAGUUUGCUAAUGUAAAAGUUUGUGUUAAAUAAAAAAUAUUACUUUAUUAAACUAGUAGUUCUGUGAAGACCACGAGCAGUUAUAAACCACAGCCUUUUGUAAUACUGUUCAUCAGAGUAAAUUGUGUUCUGCUGAAUAUUAUGGUUCAGAAUUGGCUCAUCUAUAGUGAGGUCCACGUUAUAAUGGCAGUGUACGAUUGACAAUACUCUUGCUGUACUUCUCUAUCAUACAACAAAACAGAUAGCGCUAUCUCUUUCUAGCUUUGCAAUGUUGUCUGUUUGCCAGAAUAUUUUAUUUUUACUUUUGACAGUGACUUUACAAAAGUAAAAAAACAAUUCUCAUUCGCCAUUUUUUCUUCAUUCUAUCAAAAUACUUGAGUACACAAGUCGUAUAAUUGAUUUAAAAUGUAGUUUUGAAACAAUGAAAUAAUUUUUAGACAUUACCGUAUGAGAAACACAAAUUAAAAUACCUGAAAUGACAUUUUAAAGGUUGAUAACUAACCAUCCUAGACUUCAUCCACGCUUCAGUUAGCCUACACGUAUAGGUUAGACCUACUCGUACCGGUAUAAAAUAAUAUUGAAAGGUUAUUUCAGAAUUAUUUCCAUUGAAAUUACUUAUUUUAAAUAAAAUCUCUAUAUUUCUAUUAUUUUUGAAAGAAAUAGUAAUAGAAUCCUACCAAAUAACUUAAUUUCUGUUCUUUUGAAAUUCAGAUUGUUGCAUCUUAGCUUUUCAAAUUAGUCGCCAUUUCAGGUUUGUAUAAAAAUCUAAUCUCAGUUAUGAAAGCAAAUUUUUUAAUCAAAUGAUGAAAAAUAUAUUUUCUUGAUUAAUUUGACAUUAAAUUGGUUAUUUUAUCAAGGAAAUUAUAUUUUAUUAGAUCAAAUUUAAUGGGUAGAAUUGAGUAACAGCUGUGUAAACUCAGUGGCAAAAUGGAGAGACUUUCUUUACUGCCAUUAUAACGUGGACCUCACUAUAGAAUGGGCUGCUUGUAAUGUGAAGUCUCGCAAAAUUUGAACAGUGUCAACCUGCUAUAGUUGAUUCAGCAUCAGCAGAAUUUUUAUUAAUGUGUCAUUAUUGUGGAUCGGUCUAGUUAAGGUGCUUAGUCAAAAAUCCUAUUGUGAAUCAGACUUGUUAGAUGCCAAUUCGGCAAUGGUUUGAUCAGUACGAAUCGAUCAUUACUGUGAAUCGGACUUGUUAGAUGCGUAUUUGGCAAAGGUUGAUUGGUUCGCAUUACUGUGAACCGGUCUUUCAGUUUUAAUGAGCCUCUCCUUGCUGUGAAGAUUGUGUUGAAAUGAUGCUUUUCGCCUCCGAAAACAAAGCCUAUAUUGUGAAAGUAUUCCAUGAUUAAAAGAUUUGAGCCAUGGUAUAAUGGUGCUGGGCUGGCUCCGUGGCUAUGCUGCUUGCAUUCAAUUUCUGAAAAUGAUCUACAGUGGUUUAAACGAAGAUUAAUCAGCUGUUGGUUCAAACCCUGAAUGAAACACAUCAUAAUAAAUUCAAAUAUAUUUUCAUUUAAAUCAAGAUUAGCUUUAAAUGUUUGUUUUAAUUGGUUUAAUGAUUUAGCAUUAUUUAAACCAAGAUUAGUUUUAAACAUAGAUAGAAGUCCAAUGAGCUCACACUCCAAAUACCGCUUCAUCGAACUGAAUUAAUUUUCAACUCAUUUUUCCUAGUUUGAAAUUGAAUUUUGUUUAGACAGGCACUGUGCAGAAGGCACUUGGUAAAUUAAAUUAACUUACUCUUAGGGUCGUUUGCACAGUCAGAGCUUAAACUGAAUUUAAUUAGCUAGUUGCUUAAACUUGAAAUGGAACCACAUUAUAGCAAACCUGACUUGAUACUGAUUUAAUCCAGUUUACAAUGAAAUUUAGUUCAAACUGAAACUGUGCAAACGGCACUUAAUUAUUGUACUUUUUAGACGUGUCAUCUGGAAAGUUUUGAUUGGUAUGCUUUACUCUGACUCGGUAUUCCUGUUUUAGAUAGAAUCCAUUACAUUUUAUGAUUCCUUAAAUAAAUACUGAGGUUAAUCAGAGAUAAGACUUGACUGCGCAAUACAGAACAUUCUCAUUUUAUCAGCACAGCACAGCCCUUAAUAGCUCACCAUUCUCGUAAUUUCUCUCUAUGAAUCUUUUGUCUAUAACUUUUGCCUUAAAGCCAUAAAAAUCGAACUUACCGAGGGUGUUGGAUAAAAAAUGUUAAUUAUAAAUUUGAUAAUUUGAGUUUCAGAAAUUGAGUGCAAGCAAGAUUGACAUUAUCCGAUAUCGUAUAUGUGUUAAAAGUUGAAAGAUCGGAACAUCUAUAUCAUUAACCAAAUUAAUUUCUUAGACAAGCACAAUAAUAAUAUAAAACGUAUAAACUUGUAUAGUUUGGUCUUUACAAAUGAUAUUACAAAUAAUUAACAGAAUGAAUGAAAAUUGAUAAGUGUGAAUGAUUGUGUAUUAUAGGCGUGAAUGCUUCAAGUGAUUUUUUUUGAGAUAAAGACUAUAGUAUCGACGAUAUUAUAUUAUAUAUAAUAUAUAAUUAAUCUGUACAGUGAAUUGUUUUUGUGAUACCGGUAAUGGUAAUAAUAUUGUAUUCUAUCUCUAUUAUCAUUAUGUAUUAAGAAAUAUAUUUUUUGGUUUAUUCGUAAAAUAAUAUUGAAGGGAAAUAUCGAUAUAACUGUUUAAUAUUUCAUUUGCAAUAGUAGUAUUAUGUUGAAAAUGUGUAGAAAAUUGAAUAUUUUAUGUUGAAAAUGUGUCAUGAAGUUUCUGGAUUGAUUUUGCAAUAUUUUAUAGUUGACUGAAAAGUUUUUUCUAAUUUAUGAACACAUAGAAAUCUAUCAAAACAAUUUUUGCUUUAAUGAAUUUUAUCAUGAAUAAUAUUAUAACUAACAACCAAUCAAAUAUCGUUUCAUCGUUUUUGUUUAGCAAUAUAUUAUGUUUAUUCAGUGAUAUCCAAUUUUGCAUAGUGAUUCUACCAUUUGAACUGCAUUUAUUAAUUUUAUUAUUGCGUUUAAUAUAUUAUUUUGUGUUAUUGUGCUCAUAUUAUUAUUUUAAUUUGUGUAUAUAAACCUUGCUGUAUCUGUUAUAACCUGCCUUAUCUGUAGUUAAGCCUGCUUCUAUGUUCUUUUCAGUACAUUAAUACCAGUGCCCUCUUAUUUCUAGUCUUAAAAAUCUUUCAAAUUAUUAUUAACCUUACUAAAAACCUAAAUAAGAAUUUCUUUUGUAUUUUUUCAUUCCUAAUUUUUAUUUAAUUUACUUUAAUUUGUGUAAUCUUAAUUUUUCAUCUUUCCUUACUUUGUUUAAAUUAUGUCCAUUAAUACACUAUAAUAAAUCGUUUUCAUAAUUUAAAACUUUGUCAACCACUGGGUAAAGCGGCUUUAAGUAUUUCAUGUCUUAUCAUUUCCAAUAUUGCAAUAUUUCCUACAAGAUUUAUCAACUAUUAAGCAGUACUGUAUUUAUAACUAUAAUAUUAUUUAUGUUUUGAAAAUAAAAUUAUUUUUUGUUCAA